Messenger RNA from Sesamum indicum (sesame), 915 nucleotides. RefSeq lists its product as uncharacterized. Lineage: Eukaryota; Viridiplantae; Streptophyta; Magnoliopsida; Lamiales; Pedaliaceae. The record is from RefSeq and is a predicted model, not a curated record.
GACGUCGUUCUAACAAAAUAUCAAACGCCACUCCGUUGGCAUAAAAACCCUCUCCCACUUCAAAAACAUAAAAACCCUCUCAACAUUUGACCUAAAACCCCGGGAAAGAGAGUGCAUAGACAACUUCCAUAACCCUACAAUGGAAGGAGGAGAAAAAGAGGAGAAAUCCCAAACGGUAAUGGAGGGUGUAGCGUCAAUAGCCCUUCUGCCCAGUGGAUCCAUUUCAGGCCAUUUUAUUCAGCUUCCGCACUCCAUUUGCUAUGGCCUCCAUGGCACUGAACUGGAGUGUGAAAGGGAGUGCAGCAGGGGUGAGGAUUACCGCCUGAUCAAGCUAACUGUAACAGACUAUAAUACUAAGAGAGAAAGAGAGAUAGUGGUGGAGUGCAGAGGACAUGAUGCUGCCAAGAUAUGCAGCACUGACCAUGCUCAUGGGUGGCAGAAGGAUGUUGUGGGUAUGCUUGAACAGAAGCAUGGGAAACAUAAGGUUUCAGUUUCUUUUGAAUGUGAAACACUCAAAGCUGAGAAAGCAGCUGAGGAGCAUCUCAGAAAAUUCAUGCCUAAGUUAGUGGGCAUGGAUGCUGUCGUCUUGACAGGAAGCCUAUAUUUGCAGUUAAUAUUGGUCAUAUGACCAUUGAGGGAUUGAACUUUGAUGCAGAGACUGAAUGCAAAUGUAUUGAGCAGAGCAGUUGACUGUGAAUCACUAGAUUGAACCUAUGUACAGGCUGUUGAAUUCUGUUAUUGUCUUGUCUGAGUUCCUCUGAAAAUUGACUCAUUGUAUUUCUGGUUCCUUUUUUUCUGAUACAUCUAAACACGGUAUCUCUUUCGGUUUAUGAUCGUUAAUGCUAUGAUACCUGCAUCAACACAUGGCAUACAUGGAUUUGCCUAUUUAUCCAAAUGACCCAUCCGUUCACUGUA